GGGAAGUGAAUCCUCUUGGCUUAAUGCAGAUGAACACAGCAUUAGGACGGCAGGGAUGCUGAGCUCAAAAGUGCGUUAAACAUCACAGAGGGUUGGAAAUCUCACAUAGACUCUCUUCCUGACCUGGACUUUCAUUUGGAUGUUUUUUUUUUUCCUGUUUCCUCUUAAAUUUGAUGACCACUCCUGUGGGUUGGAUCAAAUACAUUUAUGGGUUGCUGAGAGGACACGAGACACAAGUGGUUUGCAAUGGCCGUGGCUUUGGACGCGAUAUGGGUGAGGGUGAAGAAUGUCUGCAAACAGAACGGGCUCCUCAUCCUGUCUGUGCUGGCUGUGGUCAUUGGCUGUCUUUUGGGAUUCUUUUUGAGGACACGGCGUCUUUCAGACCAGGAGGUGAAGUACUUCCAGUUCCCAGGAGAGCUGCUCAUGAGGAUGCUGAAGAUGCUGAUUCUGCCACUUGUAGUGUCGAGUUUGAUGUCAGGACUGGCAGCUCUUGAUGCCAAGUGUUCCAGUCGACUUGGCCUGAUCACGGUGUCAUAUUAUUUGUGGACCACCUUUGUGGCUGUGAUAGUGGGGAUCAUGAUGGUCUCCAUCAUCCACCCAGGUGGUGCUGCACAGAAGGAGGACUCUGAGGACAGCAAUAAGGCUAUCAUGAGCUCUGCAGAUGCUCUGCUGGAUCUAAUCCGAAAUAUGUUUCCAUCAAAUCUGGUCCAGGCCACAUUUCAGCAGUACCAAACAAGGAGUCAGUACAUCGUGAAGCCCAAACCAACUGUGAGUCAGGCCCUAUCAGAGUCCACCACAAAGAGGACACUCAUUUAUGGUGUUCAGGACGAUAAUGGCUCUGACAUCCAGAACUUUGCUCUCGACUUAACUCCACCUCCAGAUGUGCUGAUACACAUUCGUGAAGGGACCAGUGAUGGAAUGAAUGUCCUUGGGAUUGUUAUUUUUUCUGCCACUAUGGGUAUUAUGUUAGGAAGGAUGGGACCAAAUGGAAGCGCCUUGGUGAACUUCUGUCAAAGCCUAAAUGAGGCUGUCCUUAGAAUUGUUGCCAUUGUUAUUUGGUACUUCCCAUUUGGCAUCGUUUUCCUGGUGGCUGGUAAGAUCCUGGAGAUGAGUGACCCCUCCGCCAUGGGGAAGAAGCUGGGUUUCUAUGCCAUCACCGUGGUGUUUGGGUUGGUGUUACAUGGCUUGUUUAUACUGCCUGCCAUGUACUUCUUCAUCACCAAAAAGAGCCCAAUUGUUUACAUCAGAGGAAUCCUGCAGGCUCUGCUUAUUGCCCUGGCAACAUCAUCCAGCUCUGCCACCUUGCCUAUAACCUUCAAGUGCCUCUUAGAGAACAAUCACAUCGACCGUCGCAUAAUACGAUUUGUGCUCCCUGUGGGUGCUACCAUCAACAUGGACGGCACUGCUCUAUAUGAGGCUGUGGCUGCCAUCUUCAUUGCACAGGUUAAUAACUAUGAGCUGGACUUUGGACAAAUCAUCACCAUCAGUAUCACAGCCACUGCAGCCAGUAUCGGUGCAGCUGGGAUACCACAGGCUGGACUGGUUACCAUGGUGAUAGUGCUAACAUCUGUCGGGUUGCCAACUGAUGACAUCACCCUCAUUAUUGCAGUAGACUGGGCUUUAGACAGAUUCCGCACAAUGGUAAAUGUGAUGGGUGAUGCUUUGGCCACAGGCAUCAUGGCACACAUCUGCAGGAAAGAUUUCAUGAAGGAAGGAGAUGGGGUACCACUGAUCUGUGAGACCAAACUUCCUGUCAGUAAUCCACCUACAAUGAACUGCCACAUCAGCAAUGGCAACUUCCGACCUCUUUCCUCAGGUGUCAAACACAAGCUCAUCCCACCUGAUGUAGCCAGACUCAUGCGGCUUGAGGAAGGCGUUCGCCACGUUUCAGACAGGAAGAAACCUCCAGUUCCUCCCAGACACCUCAAGAAAAGCAAAGAACACUGUACUUUUGACCUAAAUGGCCUUGAGACCAAUGUAUAGCCUCUUCGUGGAACUUGGAACAUUUGGACUGAUGGGACUACUGGUCCCUGAAGAGAGAGACAUGUAAAGACAUCUGUAACCAUAAUAAUGUCUCUGGGACAAAGCUUUCCUGAAAGGCAAAAGGAAAACAGUUUGUGGCUGGAAGAGGACUAGACUGAUUGUUGCUCAAUCAAAACUCUGUUGUCUGUCUGUCUGUCUUAUCUAUCUAUCUAUCUAUCUAUCUAUCUAUCUAUCUAUCUAUCUAUCUAUCUA
This is a messenger RNA of Nothobranchius furzeri (turquoise killifish), 2235 nucleotides long. RefSeq names its product solute carrier family 1 member 7b (gene slc1a7b). Gene Ontology annotation, biological process: L-glutamate transmembrane transport. NCBI's taxonomy places the organism in Eukaryota, Metazoa, Chordata, Actinopteri, Cyprinodontiformes, Nothobranchiidae. Gene Ontology annotation, cellular component: plasma membrane. The record is from RefSeq and is a predicted model, not a curated record. Gene Ontology annotation, molecular function: glutamate:sodium symporter activity; L-glutamate transmembrane transporter activity; neutral L-amino acid transmembrane transporter activity.